This is a messenger RNA of Lactuca sativa (garden lettuce), 1099 nucleotides long. Its product is annotated as AT-hook motif nuclear-localized protein 23. NCBI's taxonomy places the organism in Eukaryota, Viridiplantae, Streptophyta, Magnoliopsida, Asterales, Asteraceae. Gene Ontology annotation, molecular function: DNA-binding transcription factor activity; minor groove of adenine-thymine-rich DNA binding. The record is from RefSeq and is a predicted model, not a curated record. Gene Ontology annotation, cellular component: nucleus.
UGACUGCGUUUGUCCCCCUCACUCACCCUCUUCAACUCUCUUUCUCUCUCUUUCCCCAUCCCUUCUCCUUUCCCUGUACUCAUAUCCUUUGUUUUCUAAUCUCUAUUCAAAUCUAGGGUUCAACUCCCAGAGCUUUGUUUUUCUAUAAUUUCCCACUAAUAAAAAAUCCUUACUUUUUUAUAUAUAUAUUUUCUUGCUUCCAUAUUUUAUAAUUUUCUUGUUUUCUGUUGCUUGUGUGUGUUUUCUUUUGAUGUUUGUAUAAUCCAUGGCUGGUUUAGAUUUAGGCACUGCUUCUCGUUACAUUCAUCAUCAGCUCCACCUCUCUGACUUGCAACUCCACAGUAGUCAACCGGAAACAACCAACACCACCAGCUCUUUUCCGACGGUGCCCCUACACAAUCAUCAGCAUCAAGAGGAGGAGGAUCAGGGUCAUGACUUGGUCUCCCCGAACUCAGGUGACGGCGGCGGUGGAUCAGGUGACAUCGUUGGACGACGACCUAGAGGUCGUCCUGCCGGAUCCAAAAACAAACCAAAACCUCCUGUCAUCAUCACAAGAGAAAGCGCCAACACACUAAGAGCUCAUAUCUUGGAGAUCGGAAAUGGUUGUGAUGUCUUUGACUGCAUAGCAACUUAUGCAAGACGACGGCAACGAGGGAUCUGUAUACUAUCCGGAAGCGGCAUCGUCACCAAUGUAAGCCUCAGGCAACCAGCCGCAGCGGGGUCUGUGGUGGCUCUCCAUGGUCGGUUUGAGAUCCUUUCCCUCUCUGGUUCUUCUCUGCCUCCGCCAGCCCCACCAGGAGCCACCAGCUUGACCAUAUUGGCUGGCGGGCAAGGGCAGGUAGUAGGUGGGAACGUGGUGGGGGAGUUGACCGCUGCUGGUCCGGUCAUCGUUAUCGCUUCCUCCUUCACUAAUGUUGCCUACGAGAGACUUCCACUAGAAGAAGAGGAGCCGGAAGGUGGUGGGCUUCAGAUGCAACAGCCGACAUCUCAAACAGAUGGUGGCGGCGGUGGAGGGAUAAAUAGCAACAACCCUUUUCCCGACCCAUCUUCCGGGCUACCAUUCUUCAACUUACCACUCAGUAUGCCACCUAAUGUUCAG